Hemicordylus capensis (graceful crag lizard) is the source of this 3016-nucleotide messenger RNA. RefSeq names its product mucosal pentraxin-like. The transcript is spliced from 3 exons. Gene Ontology annotation, molecular function: complement component C1q complex binding. Lineage: Eukaryota; Metazoa; Chordata; Lepidosauria; Squamata; Cordylidae. Gene Ontology annotation, biological process: innate immune response. The record is from RefSeq and is a predicted model, not a curated record. The coding region runs from base 1701 to 2585 and encodes 294 amino acids.
CUUCUCCCAAAUGGUUUGGGUUGGUUAUGGUCUUGGGGCUGACUGCAAGGAGGGUCGUCAGCAAACGGGGUUCUCUCCUACAUGGGUGCCCGCUUCGCAGGGCUUGGGUUGGGGGUUUGUUAUGCAGCCAUUGUCAGAAGGCUCGUGUGUUCCGGGCAGGCAAAGAAGGAGUGGCCCUCCAGCUGUCAUUGGAUGGGAUAUCAUCUGGAAGGAGAUGGGAUGGCGGGGAGAUGGAGAUGGAGAUGGAGAUGGAGAUGGAGAUGGAGAUGGGAUCUGGAAGCCAGCCUCUGCUGGUGGACCACACCUUGCUCCCCUCCUCCGGUCCCUUCCUUUGAUUUGGGGAGCUCCCCUUUCCCUAAUGAAUGGCCCUCCUCCUCCAUCUCAACUCACCUUCCUGAGCAAGAGACCCCCAGAGGCUGACAAGGGUGAGGAGGGACAGGAGCAGCGUCUCCAUGUUGGCCAGAGGCAGGGGGACAGGAGACCAUCCUCUCUCUCUCUACUCCCAAUAAUGGUCUGACUCAGUAUACGGCAGCUUCCUAUGUUCCUUCCUAGUGUGGGUGAGGGAACAGAGGAGAUGCUUAUUAAAAAAUUUAGACAAAUUUAUACAGAGCUGGGUGACAGACGUGGCCAACACCUUAGAAGAGAGCAUCCAUUCCAAAUGAUUAUGGCAGGCUUGAGCAAUGGGCGAACACUGAACAAGGGCACUUUCCAGAUUAAACCCUGCAACAGGGUCUCUACAGAUCGGCUAAGUGUGCUUCCGUACUUCCUGUGUUGUGACACCGCAGUCCCUGGGCUGACAGCAAGGUGGCGUUCAGAUUCCCGAUGCCUUCUUUCGGGUUUUGUCCUUGCGUUUUAGUCCUACAGCGUUGCAUGUGCGUCGCAGAAAAAUAGCUGUAUUUUCCCGUUGUAGGAGUUAGCGAUUCUGGGGAUUGUUUUCAGUACGAUCCUGCCAAGCCGAAUCAUGCUACCCCUGGAAUGACGGCACCCUUUCCAACUACUUGAUUAACUGGAGAUCCCUCCAGUACAAUAUCAAAGGUUAUGUCGUGGUUAAGCCUCCUAUCGACUAAGCCCAGCGAUUCUGAAGAAGUAAUGCUAAAUAAUGAUGAUUGAUUAAAAAAAGGGAAAUGGCAUUCUUUUAAAAAUGUGUGCACAUGCUAUGGGGUGCGUCUGUGCACAUGCUUGACUCCUUGACAACCAAUUCCGUUCAAUAAAAGCUUUUAAGCAAUGAAGGUUUCCGUGCCGAGGCUGGCCCUCUCAUCCUUCCAAUGAAAAGUUGCGUUUGACAGACUGGGCAUUUCCUAGCGCCUUCAGUUCAGGGGUGUGUGGCAAAGACAGAUCGAUUGGGAGUGGUGUGUUUCAGCUUCUCCCAAAGGGUUUGGAAACAGCUUUGGGUUGUUAUUGAGGCUGGCUGGAGGGAGGGUCCUCAGCAAAGGGGGUCCUUUCCUACCGGGGUCCCCCCCAGCAAGGCUCGUCAAGGGGGGUGGGUCAUGCAGGCCUUGUCAGAGGUUUAGUAUUUUCACUAGGCAAAGUGAAAGGAGUUUCUCAUUGCUAUGUCCAGACCACAGUGAUGGAAAGCCAUCUGGGAGAAAGACCCCACCAGCAUGUCAUGAGGAGGCGAUGAAGAAACCGCCCUUUCAGCUGGGAGAGCCAUUCCAACACAUGAAGACGGUGGGCACAAGAAACCAGGGCCCGGCACGUAGAUGAACAGGUGGUUUCCACUGGGAUACAUCCUAACACGGAACUGGCUGAGCAAACAUCCGGUCCACGCCUCUCUCCUCCACUCAAGGGUAUAUAGUAGGCAGAGUUGGAGGCUCCCCACUGAGACUUGGAAGACCCUGGCAGAGACCCCACGGAGAUAUCCGGACCUGCUAGCCACAUCACCGUCCACCCUGCCUCUGGCCAACAUGGAGACGCUGCUCCUCUCCCUCCUCACCCUUGUCAGCCUCUACGGGUCUCUUGCUCAGCAAGAUCUCCAAGGGAAGACCUUCAUUUUCCCAGAGGCCUCCAACACGGCCUAUGUCUUUCUGAAGGACACGCCAAAGGAGCCUCUGACCAGCUUCACCGUGUGCCUGAGAUCCUACACGGACCUGACCCGAACCUACGGCCUCUUCUCUUACUCCAGCAGGAAAUACGACAACGAAAUCCUCCUCUAUAAAACAAAACCCAAUGAAUACAUCCUAUAUGUGAAGAAUCAGUACGUAACCUUCACCACUGAAGGAAACCAGAGCAUUAAAUCAGCCGGGGAGCACAUCUGCAUGAGCUGGGAGUCGGCCACGGGGCUAGUGGGGUUCUGGUUAGACGGGAAACCUUUCCCCCGGAAGGGGCUGAAGAAAGGGGACUCUAUAGAUACGGAGGCCUACAUACUCCUGGGGCAAGAGCAGGAUUCAUUUGGGGGCAGCUUGGAUAUCAACCAAUCCUUUGUGGGGGAAAUGGAAGAUGUGUACAUGUUUGAUCGGGUCCUGUCCCCCAGUGAAGUCAGGGCCGUCUAUUACAAUCAGCUUCCUUCCUCAUCCCUGAUUAACUGGAGAUCCCUGAGCUUUGACAUCAAGGGUUAUGUGGUCUUGAAUCCCUCUCUGGCUAGCUAGAGCAGGGGACGAUUGCCAAGCAGUGGUCUAACAGGUAGGCCAGGUACCCUAACCCUAACCGGCCUUGAGAAUAUUGAAACCUUUGGAAUAAUCAUUCUGACCACUGGGCUGGCUGUGUUGAUCUCAUGUCUCCUCUGCUAGCUAGCUGGCCAAUGGGGCAUAUUUAAGCCACUGGGGAUUCUUUUCUUUUUAUCAGGGGGAAAGGCCUUCUUCAAAGCAUCUCUCGGGGGCUGUGUCUGGUGUCUCCCUUCUGUUUCUUUGUAGAUUGUGAACCCUUUGGGGACAGGAGACCAUCCUUGUAUUCUCUCUCUCUCUCUCUCUCUCUUUCUCUCUCUCUCUCUCUCUCCCAAUGGCUUUGAGGAUGUUUUGUUGAAAAGCGGUGAAUACAUCAACAUUGUCUCCUGAGGAUUGCUGUUAAAACGUGCAAUAAA